Molecule: messenger RNA, 611 nt
Organism: Austrofundulus limnaeus
Lineage: Eukaryota; Metazoa; Chordata; Actinopteri; Cyprinodontiformes; Rivulidae
Product: kinesin-associated protein 3
Biological process (GO): microtubule-based movement; cilium organization
Cellular component (GO): axoneme; kinesin II complex; ciliary transition zone
Molecular function (GO): kinesin binding
Source: RefSeq, a predicted model, not a curated record
CUUUUUACCCUCGGAGUGCCAUGUAUGAACCUGAGCAGUGUUGACUCAGCAUUUAUUUCAGCACAGGUGUGUUUACCUGAUGCAGCCACAUGGCUCCGCCCUCCUCCCUGUUACAGAUGUUAUUAGUUGUUGUUUUGCAGCUCAGCUUCAGUCGAGGUAGCUCCUGGUCUCAGGUGGUUUCUGUAGACCCUUGACUUGUGGCACAUGAAGACUCCUCUGAGAACCAGAACCUGAAGAACAGGAGAAGUCCUUCAGAAAGUACCAGAGUCUGCUGGUCGAACAGGAGCAGCUUCUCCGAGUGGCUCUGUGUCUGCUGCUGAACCUGGCUGAAGACCCUCGCACCGAGCUGAAGAUGAGGAACAGAAACCUGGUCCAGAUGCURGUGAAGGUUCUGGACCGGGAGGACCAGGACCUGCUGCUGGUGGUGGUCUCCUUCCUGAAGAAACUCUCCAUCUUCCUGGAGAACAAGAACGACAUGGCUGAAGCGUCGGCGGUGCAGAAACUGUCCCUGCUGAGGACCACCCUGUGUCUCCUCAACCUGUCCUUCGACACGUCUCUGCGCAGACAGAUGGUCCAGGCCGGUCUCCUCCCCAAACUGUCCUCUCUGCUGG